Penicillium cinerascens is the source of this 978-nucleotide messenger RNA. RefSeq names its product chitinase. Gene Ontology annotation, biological process: carbohydrate metabolic process. The coding region runs from base 1 to 978 and encodes 325 amino acids. Gene Ontology annotation, cellular component: extracellular region. Gene Ontology annotation, molecular function: chitinase activity. The transcript is spliced from 3 exons. NCBI's taxonomy places the organism in Eukaryota, Fungi, Ascomycota, Eurotiomycetes, Eurotiales, Aspergillaceae. The record is from RefSeq and is a predicted model, not a curated record.
AUGACUUUAGCUCUGGACCCUAUGUUCAGGAGCGCCUAUCGUAUUAUUGUCAAAGUGUUCCCUCUCGCUUUUUUAAUUGAGGUUGACAGCACUGGUGGUGUUCCAGUGAUCAACUUCGCAAAUGCGGGCAAUAACUGCACAACAUUCAACGGCACUGAACUUCUUGAUUGCCCUCAGAUACAGGAGGAUAUCAAGACCUGUCAAAGCCUGGGGAAGACAAUACUUCUCUCAUUCGGUGGUGCUACCUAUACUGGGGGCGGAUUUAGCAGUGAAGCCGCAGCCGAGGCUGGUGCAGAGCUUUUAUGGAAUACCUUUGGACCUGUGCCAACAACAAACACCUCGGAGGUGCUUCGCCCGUUCGGUGAUGCCGUUAUCGACGGCUUUGAUCUCGAUUUUGAAUCGACUGUGAGCAACACGCCUGCAUUCGCUAACAAGCUUCGUGAAUACUAUGCGGAAGACACCUCAAAGCAGUAUUACCUGACUGCUGCCCCACAAUGCGUCUAUCCAGAUGCUGCAGACAAUUCUAUGCUUGACGGGACCGUCUACUUUGAUGCUGUCUGGGUGCAAUUCUACAAUAACUAUUGUGGAUUGCAAAGCUUUACUCCCAAUACGUCUAUGCAGGACAACUUUAACUUUGACAGAUGGGAUGCGUGGGCACAUCAAACUUCCAAGAAUCCCAACGUGAGGAUCUAUCUCGGCGUACCUGCUAGUGCAAACGCAGCAGGAAGUGGAUAUGAACCAGUAUCUGAUCUGACACCUAUAAUCGACUAUUGCGCAACAUUUACCAGCUUUGGUGGCGUCAUGAUGUGGGAUGCCAGCGAGGCAUAUUCCAAUCCUGGCUUUAUCUCCGGCGUUGCCUCCGCCCUGGCGGGCGAGCCAUCAGCCACGCGUGUGUUCCCUACCAUCCCACCCACGGUGACACCAGUUCCCUCAGGGGGCCAAGUGAGUCUUCCAAGGUUCGACUGCUCCAUGUUCUGA